Molecule: messenger RNA, 459 nt
Organism: Didymodactylos carnosus
Lineage: Eukaryota; Metazoa; Rotifera; Eurotatoria; Philodinida; Philodinidae
Source: the annotation of a GenBank genome assembly
AUGGAUCCGGUUGACCGUGGCUCAGUUAAAGAUGUUGAUCAACAACAAUUUACCGUUGCAUUUGCUGAGUUUUUGAAAAAAACUGGUAAACUAGACUUACCAAGUGGAAACUGGGUGGAUAUCGUUAAAUUGGGUAUACAUAAAGAAAUGGCACCAAUGGAUCCGGAUUGGUUUUACACAAGAUGUGCAUCCAUUGCUCGACAUUUAUAUUUGAGACGUGCUGGUGUUGGUGGAUUAACACGAGUAUAUGGUGGUUUGAAACGAAAUGGAUGUCGUCCAUCACAUUUUCAAAAAGGAUCAAGAUCUAUUGCACGAAAAUGUUUACAAUCAUUAGAAAAAGCAAAAAUUGUUGAAAAACAUGCAACAAGUGGACGGGCCUUAUCACAAUUGGGCCGAAGAAAUAUGGAUACAAUUGCAAAACAAGUAGCAGAAAAAUUAGCAAGAUAUGAGCGUAGUUAA